Molecule: messenger RNA, 579 nt
Organism: Galendromus occidentalis (western predatory mite)
Lineage: Eukaryota; Metazoa; Arthropoda; Arachnida; Mesostigmata; Phytoseiidae
Exons: 1
Coding region: 1-579 (192 amino acids)
Source: RefSeq, a predicted model, not a curated record
AUGUACGCCAAGUCGCUAUGGAAGUUCAACAGGUUUGAGGUGACUAAGAUACAAUGGAAAGCGACAUGUGUGCCUGCGCUGACCUACUGCAACUCGGUCCUGACGGCAUCUGCGGAUACGCGCAAGAGGUUGGAAACAUCGCAGAGGGAAGCAGGCAAAUGGGCUCUAGGGCAACCCACCUUCAAUAUAGCCUAUGAGUUUAUUGAGGGAGAACUGGGAUGGGCUUCCUAUGAGAGCAGAGAAGCCAAAAGUAAAAUACUUUUCUUUGCUAGACUCGAGCGCAUGCCGAGCCACCGAUGGCCAAAAGCCAUCCUGGAGGCAAUGAAGACAUGCAACAUCUUCAGUGAGGCGUACAAAAGAAUGAAACACCUCAGCGGACUGUAUGAGUGCGAGUUCGAUGAACCGCAACAUGUGGAAUCUGAAGAACGUCACUGGAGAGCCUUCCGCAACGAUGUGAGCGACCGCAUCAGAACAUUCACUGACAGGGAAUGGAGGGAGAACAUGGAAACCAAACCGAGCCUGAAAAGAUACAGGCAACACAAAAUGAACAGGGGCACAAUUGAUCAUGUACAUAUAUGA